UUUAAUGUGUUUAAAUUUAUUCAAAAUUAACUGGCGCCCGAGAAAGGACCAAAGUCAAAGAAGUCAAAGGAUAAAACAUCUUUUCACAACCACCACGGGACCAAACGGGAGAGAUCCAGGCUACAAAGAAGGGCAGCCAUGCAAAAAAUAGCAAUAAUUAUCUUACUUUUAUUAUGGCUGCCAAUAGCAAUGGCAAAUCUAGACGUUACGAACUAUACGGACACGCAUACCAUUAUACUCUAUAAAGGAAUAAGGAAAUUACAGACAUCAUCUAUAAAAUUAAUUCACUUAAUAGAUGUUCAACAAAUAGAAAUUGAACUGCUAAAAAUCCAAGAGCAUACUGUUAAAGAUCUUUGGCUAAAUGAGUUAAGCUUCCCGCCCUCACGCGCCACUACACCACAUAACACACCACUCACAAGCAACACUGGCACCACACAACACCCCACUCACAAGCAACACUGGCACAUACACCACACCUGA
This is a messenger RNA of Bactrocera tryoni, 480 nucleotides long. RefSeq lists its product as uncharacterized. The coding region runs from base 139 to 480 and encodes 113 amino acids. The transcript has 2 exons. Lineage: Eukaryota; Metazoa; Arthropoda; Insecta; Diptera; Tephritidae. The record is from RefSeq and is a predicted model, not a curated record.